Messenger RNA from Impatiens glandulifera, 765 nucleotides. RefSeq names its product protein ALP1-like. The transcript has 3 exons. The record is from RefSeq and is a predicted model, not a curated record. The coding region runs from base 1 to 765 and encodes 254 amino acids. Lineage: Eukaryota; Viridiplantae; Streptophyta; Magnoliopsida; Ericales; Balsaminaceae.
AUGCUGCACAAAGAUUUGUUGAAGAUACCAGAACCAAUCCCCAUUGACUCCACAGAUGAAAGAUGGAAAUGGGUUAAGAAUCGUUUAGGAGCCAUAGAUGGGACAUACAUAAAUGUUAGGGUAUCCUCAACAGACAAACCUAGAUACAGGAACAGAAAGGGGGAGAUUGCUCAAAAUAUUUUAGCAGCAUGCUCACCGGAUGAGCAAUUUAUUUAUGUUCUGGCUGGUUGGGAAGGAUCUGCGGCUGAUAGUAGAGUUUUGCGUGAUGCAAUUUCGAGACCAAAUGGGCUAAAGGUUUCUAUAGGUAAUUGUCAGUAUUAUCUUUUUGAUGCUGGAUACACUAAUGGUGAGGGGUUUCUUGCACCAUAUAGAGGACAAAGAAAUCAUUUGAAUGAUUGGAGGGAUGGACAUCGGCCUACUACUGCCGAAGAAUAUUUCAAUAUGAAGCAUUCAUCGGCUAGAAACGUGAUAGAGAUGUGCUUUGGUCAGCUUAAAGCUCGAUGGGCUAUUCUUAGAAGUCCUUCUUUCUAUCCUAUUGGAAUCCAAACACAAAUAGUGUUGGCUUGUUUUUUGUUACAUAAUCAUAUAAAGAAAACCAUGCUGGUUGAUCCGUUGGGAGAUGACAUUCAUUCGAGCGGAAGUCAACCCAAUGUAGAGUUUUCUAAAAGCAUAACCGAGAUUGAAACAUCUGAUGUAUGGACCUCCUUUCGAGAACACCUAGCGCAUAGCAUGUAUAGUGAGUGGGAAAGUUCACACUGUGGAUAA